AUGGCAUCGGCUCUUGAUUCGUUUGUCAACAACACCGUGUCAAUUAUAACAGCCGAUGGUCGCAAUUUUGUUGGCACACUUAAAGGAUUCGAUCAAACGAUUAACGUAAUAUUGGACGAAUCACACGAACGUGUGUUCUCAACGGCAAACGGAAUCGAACAAGUCGUUCUUGGGCUGCAUAUCAUUCGCGGUGACAACAUUGCCAUCAUCGGACAAAUAGACGAAGCAAUCGAUAGCCGGCUGGAUUUUCAAGCCAUUCGCAGCGAACCACUCGGUCCAGUCGUUCAUUAAACACAUUUGUUUUAAGUAAUUAGGUAAUACGGAUAGCUUAUUUCAACCACUUUUUUUUCAAUCUUCACAACUUGUGUACACAAUUCAAUGAAAUCUCCGUUUGAUCUAUGAAUUU
Messenger RNA from Sitodiplosis mosellana (orange wheat blossom midge), 406 nucleotides. Its product is annotated as U6 snRNA-associated Sm-like protein LSm8. The coding region runs from base 1 to 291 and encodes 96 amino acids. The record is from RefSeq and is a predicted model, not a curated record. Lineage: Eukaryota; Metazoa; Arthropoda; Insecta; Diptera; Cecidomyiidae. Gene Ontology annotation, molecular function: RNA binding. Gene Ontology annotation, biological process: mRNA splicing, via spliceosome. Gene Ontology annotation, cellular component: U4/U6 x U5 tri-snRNP complex; precatalytic spliceosome; U6 snRNP. The transcript has a single exon.